Messenger RNA from Gilbertella persicaria, 1725 nucleotides. RefSeq names its product Endonuclease/exonuclease/phosphatase. The record is from RefSeq and is a predicted model, not a curated record. Gene Ontology annotation, molecular function: phosphatidylinositol-4,5-bisphosphate 5-phosphatase activity. The transcript is spliced from 5 exons. The annotation marks the transcript as partial. Gene Ontology annotation, biological process: phosphatidylinositol dephosphorylation. NCBI's taxonomy places the organism in Eukaryota, Fungi, Mucoromycota, Mucoromycetes, Mucorales, Choanephoraceae.
UUUUAAUUUUCCUUUUUUAACCAUUGCUCUUCUUCUUUUCUCUUUCUUUUCUUAUUUUCUAUAUGCAGCAACAAGUCAAAGCAACUAGCUUAUGCAAACAUGCAGACAGACUGAAAGUGUUUAUAGGCACUUGGAACAUGUAUGGCCGAUUAUUGCCUAUUGAUUUGUCUACAUUUCUGACAAAAAACGAAAUACUGGAGACAACAACAGCACCCUCUUAUGCCCUAGAUAAAUCAGCCGUUCACCCGUAUCAUUUACUGGUGAUUGGUACCCAGGAGUGUGAAAGAGAUAUCUCUGAAUCGCUUUUUUAUCCUUCAAAAGAGGUUUGGGAGAAGCGAUUAUCGGAAUACCUUGGUUCCCAUUACAGGUUACUAAAGACAGAAACCUUGGCUGCAUUACAUAUUGCUGUGUUUGCUUGGCAGCCUGUUGCUCAUCUCAUUAAAGACGUGCAGUCUGAGCAUAUCAAGACAGGUUGGGCAAACAUGAUUGGAAACAAAGGGGCUGUCGCUGUUUCUGUCUUGAUAGGAUCUAAGUCUUUUAUUUUCAUCAACUGUCAUCUUAGAGCGCAUCAAACAAAUGUGGCAGAAAGAAAUGCAAAUGUACAUCGCAUCCUUUAUGAACUUAAGAUGCCUAAAUUCAAGACAUUAAAGCAUAAGAAAAAGAAAAAAUCCAAUCCCUGUGUGAUUGACCAAUUUGAUCAUGUAUUUUUGUUUGGUGAUACAAACUAUCGCAUCAACGCCGAACGCUCCUUUGUAUUUGAAGCUGUCCGAAAUAGAAAUUACAAAACUCUAUUAGAAUAUGAUCAACUCACUGAGGAAAGGAAAACUGAAGGCUCCCUACUUGGUCUGUUUCAGGAACAUCCUAUUCACUUUCCUCCUACUUACAAAUUAGACACCAUCAUUGUUGGCUCAUCUAGUUCUAUUCCAGGCGUAGCAAAAGAACUUGAAGAAAGACAGAAAUUUUUGACUGAUGAUAGCUGUACUCUUUUUAAUCAUACCCAUCCACUUUCUACUUAUUUUUCACAUCACAAUGUGAUUGUAGGCAGCACGCAUAAACAGAAAAAGAAACAUGGCCGAUCUUCAUCUACUUCGUCUUUACCCACAGCCAUGGCUACACCUUCCAAACUAAAAGAAAACAUGAAAAAGGCUGCUUCUUAUCAUAAAAGAGUCAUGUCUGUCACUUCUGUUAAAAGGAGAAGCCUAAGUAGAAGAUUUAUGUCUUCUGCUCCUGAUAUUAUACCCAAAAAAGACGAGGAUGAAGAGGGAAAAAAACGCAAUGAUAUGCAUCAAGAUUCCAAGGUUGCAUUGCUUGAAUUUCCUAAUACCAUCUUGUGCUACGAUAGUUCUGAAAAGCAACGCGUGCCUAGUUGGACAGACCGUAUUCUUUGGUGCGAUCAUGCUUCCACAGACCAGUUAUCAAAACGAAUGUCUCUAGCAAAUACAAAAUCAAAACUUUUUUCGUUUAAAAAAAGCAAGCAACUUUUGCGAGAUACUACUGUUUGCUAUGCUUACGAUGCAGUACUGCAUGAAUCUUUGAUGGGUGUAAGUGACCAUAUGCCUGUGAUUGGUGUAUUUGGUAUUUUGUUUGAUGAAUGGACACCACGCCAAAAAUUCAACAAAAUUUUACCCCUUAAAAAGACGUCUACAAUCCAAAGCCAACAUAAAAAAAAAUUGGUGUCUCAUAAGAAGAGACAUUGGUGGCAACGUCUUUUUGGUUAAAUAAAUC